UCAGCCUCAGACCGGGCCGCUGGGUCACAUGAUGGAUGUACGCUGGUUAGCAUAGCGAGCUAACACGCUAGCCUCGGUGGUCAGAGCCGCUGUCAACACGAACCACAGCCGGAGACCGAGUCGCCCUCAGCGGAUCCACAACCACCUGGAAACUCCGGGCAUAGUGGAAAGAGAGUUGUCUUCUCUUUUUCUCCUCGCACUCUUCAAGAUAUCAAGUCAUUAAACUCCAGCCCAGUGACUCACGGUGGUUUUUCGGCGUCCGGGCUCCAGCAAGUCGGCGGUGGGGGGGGGUGGACAUUGACAGACUGAGGCUGGGGACUCGCGUGGGAAAGAGGCAUUGGCGGUAAACAAGACAUCGACUUCAGAGGUGCACGUUGGUUUCGUAAUGACAAGCUGUUGUGCAGAAGAUGUCCACGCUGUCUGUGACUGAUAUCCCAGAUGUUGGUCAUGAUGAGAGUACGGUGUUUGAAGGGGCCUCUGAGCUGCAGCUGGACUGCAUGGUUGAGGAGAGCAGCGGAGGCGCCACAGUGAAGCGCGGCGGCCUGCUGUCGCUCGCUGACCUCUCCCAGCCCGAUGACUUCCAUGCCCCCCCUCACAACGGCCCUUCACUGACCAAGAUGAGCAGCCCCCUGGCGGUGGAGACGGGCAACAUCAAGCUGGACCCGGCUGCCGGGGACACGUCCGGCAGCAGCAUAGAUGGUCAGCCGGUGAAGAGGAAGAAGGGGCCGGCUCCGAAGAUGUUGGGCAAUGAGGUGUGCAGCGUCUGCGGUGACAAGGCCUCGGGUUUCCAUUACAACGUGUUGAGCUGUGAAGGCUGCAAGGGCUUCUUCCGACGCAGCGUCAUCAAGAGCGCCCAGUACUCCUGCAAGAACAACGGCCGCUGCGAGAUGGACAUGUACAUGCGCCGCAAGUGCCAGCAGUGUCGCCUGCGCAAGUGUCGGGAGGCCGGCAUGCUGGAGCAGUGUGUCCUCUCUGAGGAGCAAAUCAGACUAAAGAAGAUGAAGAAGCAGCACGACGAGGACGCCGCCCGCCCGUCCACCGUGGUCACGCCCACGCCUCCGCAGGAAGUGGUCACGCUGGAUCCUCAGCAGCUGGAGAUGAUCGAGAAGCUGGUGACCAUGCAGAAGCAAUGCAACAAGAGGUCUUUCCUCGAACGACCAAAAGUCACGCCGUGGCCUCAGAGUCAGGACUUGCAGAACCGAGAAGUGCGUCAGCAGCGGUUCGCCCACUUCACCGAGCUCGCCAUCAUGUCAGUGCAGGAGAUCGUGGACUUUGCGAAGCAGCUCCCUGGUUUCCUGGAGCUCACGAGGGAGGAUCAGAUCGCUCUGCUGAAGACGUCCACCAUCGAGAUCAUGCUGCUGGAGACGUCACGCCGGUACAACCCUACUAUCGACAGCAUCACGUUUCUGAAGGACUUCAGUUAUAAUAAGGAUGAUUUCGCAAAAGCAGGGCUUCAGCUGGAGUUCAUUAACCCCAUCUUUGAGUUUUCAAAAGGAAUGAAUGACCUGCACCUGGACGAGGCCGAGUACGCCCUGCUCAUCGCUAUCAACAUCUUCUCUGCAGAUCGACCAAAUGUGCAGGAUCAUGAUUUGGUGGAGCGGCUGCAGCAGCCCUACGUGGACGCACUGCGCUCUUACAUCAUGAUCAAGAGACCGCAUGAUCACUUGAUGUUCCCCCGCAUGCUGAUGAAGCUGGUGAGCCUCCGCACGCUGAGCAGCGUCCACUCGGAGCAGGUCUUUGCCCUUCGCCUCCAGGACAAGAAGCUUCCUCCGCUGCUCUCGGAAAUCUGGGACGUCAACGAGUGACUGCGAACCUGGUGUCGCACUCCUGUGGCUUUAAAAGUCCGAGACUGACACGGCAUCCAGCCGGGACCCGGACCUCUUCCCGCACGGACCGGUUUAAGGCGUGGAGAUUUCAUUUGUCUCGUGGCAGGAGAGCAUCAUUGACUGCUGAACGGAUUUGUGUUCAUGAGAAGAAACCUGGACACUUAGUUUUACUUUGAGCCUUUUGUUGUUCUUCCUCUUGUGUAGAUGCUGACAUGAUUGUGGCAAUAUUGAACACCAGCACCAGGCUCCGAAGCCGUUUAUCUGAUUUAAUAUUUGUUGAAAGUCUCUCUAGUGCAGUUCUGUACUCAUCCUCUAACAAUCAUCAGAAGGUUUGGAUCAGGUUUGAGCUGAUUUCCGUUUUACAGCUGAAGAUUUGGUCUAAAAAAACAGGGAUUUGCAGUCGUGCAACAGGUGGAAACGGAUACAGAGUUGAGCUCCGGCAGAUUCAUGUCUGAUAUUCACGUUAUUGAUGUUGGGGUGAAGCAGUGAGUCAUCUGGACGGUAUUGUGCAUCGUGAUAUUGCAGCAAAUAGUUUGUUCUCUUUGAUGUCAGUUCAGAAAUCAGGCGUUUGUUGUAGUCGCUCAGGUAAAGUAAUGUGAAGUACACCUCUGGGAAUCGGGGGAGGGGGCGGGGGCUUCUGUAAUUUCUAAUAGAGGACUUGAUCUUUCUUCCAAGUGCAUAAGGGACCCUUUUGGUCAUUUCUAGAUGUCCAUCAAACGUUCAUGUAAAUUGUAUAUUUAUUUUCACAGGACAAAAGUGUUGUAGUUGAGUGCACACAGGGGAAGUUUCCACGAGAUUGUACAAUCACAAACCAACGCACAAGAAAGUCAAACUGCAGGUGACAGAGAGGCCGUGCCCUCGUCGACAGGAAAUGGUGAAGUGACACAUUUUCUUUAUUUUCAACACAGCGCACUGGUACCUGGAAAUAGACGAGUGUCUCCAAAUUCCGUGUAAAGAUGAAGAGUUGGUUUAAAAAAAGAAAGUGAAUCUCCGACAAGUUUAAAACCCCUGCUCCCACAAAGUUUAUGUUCAUGAAUCAAUAUAGAAAGAACCUCUAUUAACAACUUAUUCAUCAUGAUGUUUAUGUUAGAAGUUUCUUUUAUUCAUUUCAUAAUUAAACCGUACAAUCAUUUUCAGAUUUCGAUCUGGGCUAAUCAUCCUGAGCGACACAGUUUCGAACAGGAUACAUAGAAAUUAGCUGCCUUUUGAUUUUGGUAAUAUACGAAUAAUACUGAGAAAACCCUCUGUGACUGAAUACACAUUAGAAAAACAAGAGUAUCGUCCUGGAACUGCUACUCGACACAAACAGCUUUAACUGGUCAGACUUUUUCAAAGCCUUCUUUAAAAGAAAAAUCGACGUGGAGCAGAGGACAUCAGGAAAUGAAUAGAAACAUUUUUAAAUGUCCUAACUGCAAAGAUCUAGAUGUUUAUAUCCAUUCUGUGAUUUUCAUGCAUUUCUCCUGUGCAGUGCAAACUUGAAAUGCUGCGUUAACAGCCGAUAGAGGAAUUUUAAUGUAAAUACGUAGCUGUAUUGUUUAUUCUGGCUUUAAAAAAAGAGACUGGACGAGACGGUGCUACUGCAGCGUGUUUUUUGUGUCUGUGUGGAGCUAAGUAUCAACGUUAGACCUUCACAACCGCAGGAGUUAAAACAUUUUCAACCAUUAAUAUGAGCUGCCGGUCAAAAUCAUAGCCUUUACAUCAGUGUUGAGCUUUUUUUAAUCAUGUUUCUUUUGGCUUUCGUUGAAUAAAUUCACUUUUAACAGCUAAAAUGGAAAGAUGAUUCUUCACAUUAGCAGAUAAAACCAAACUGUCAUUAUAAAGUAGGUGAAAGCCGUGUGGUUACAGGCGCAUCAGGCAGGAUGAGGUUUAAUUUGAUCUGAAUUGGUCUCGUAAAGCACUUGAGUAACAGAUGAAUUGAAUUGCAGACUUGGGUCUUUUUUUUUUUCUUUCUAUUCGUAUGUAAAGUAACAACAUGUCUGUUUUCAUCGUGUUUGUUUCAGUUAAAAACCUCCUAAAUGGUCAAAUCAUUCUUUAAAUCCUUCUUUUCUCACAGCAGAUGUUUGGGCACGCUUGCAGUAGUAGAAACACUUGUGUUGCUUCUUGCAUUAACAAUGACAUCAUCAACUUUCUACUGUGACUUGUUAUAAAUGUCUUGUCUGAAAAGGAUUCUACUGUUUCAUGUCCCUCCCCGUUGCACAGGAGAGGAGUGUGUGUGUGUUUGUGUGUCUUUGAAACCCAGUCUGAAGAGAUCAAUGGAUAACCACAGGAUUCACUGAUCCAUUCGUAUCCUGGAAAAUAACAUAGACCUCUGUGUAAACUGCCAUUCAAUCCAUCUGUGAUAUAUAUACAGUCGAUUAUUUUCAUUUGAUUGAUUAAAUAACAAAAUUGCCAAUGGAGCAGCAUGUGAAUGGGGGGAAACAACCUUCCUUGUUGGUUUGAUUGAAUUCAAACGUGCAUUGUUUUAACAGUGGGAUGAUUUUCAAGCUGCAGAGUCGUCACAGUUAAAUCAGCUUUAGUUCAUAGAGGUGGACUCCAGACAUCUAGAGCUCCAUGCCCAUGUGCUGCUCUGUUCAUCUGACAUCACAAACUUUGUCCCUAAACUUAAUUUCACUCUAACACACGGUGACCUGGCAAAAUAUGACCAUGUAUUGUAUGAAGCCUUCUGCCUUCCCCCUCAAAAACCUGGUUUUGUUUUUUAUUAAUAGCCAAAAAAUGGGAACACAUUUGUUUGUAAUUGAUUUUCUGACACCCCCCUCUCUAACAUUAGUAUUAAUGUUCUUGGAUUUGUUUUGACAGAUGGAUCGAUAAUUAAACAAAGCAGAUUAUAAGUGAUUUGUUUCAGUUCUGCAAAACUUAACUUUGGGUUUCAGUGAAAUGUAAAGUUUGCCUUUUUGGUUUCUGGGUUUGCUGUUUGAGGCCAAAUACUUCAAACCACUGAAUUUAAAAGGAGCCUUUGCAAGUUUUCCACCUUGUUCUAAUGACCCACAGGUCAACGGACACAAAUGCUCUUGUGUUGUACUCGAAUCAAACGAGCAGAAAGCUGUUAGCUCUGAAAUCUUUGUUUCUCGGUGUACAUGUUAUGUUAAUGAUGUAGGUAUCAGUUAAUUUUGCUGUAUAUACUGUAAGUGACAUCUGAUCUCAUUUAAUUCCUGUCCUCAAAGGGUGACACUAAACAAUAUUGAUAUAUAGAAAUGCAAACCUAUUUUAAUACUUGUAACUCCUGAAGACCUUCUGUUUUGUAUGUACAGUAUAAAUUAAAGCUAUGCUGUAGUGCU
Messenger RNA from Limanda limanda (common dab), 5101 nucleotides. RefSeq names its product nuclear receptor subfamily 1, group H, member 3 (gene nr1h3). Gene Ontology annotation, biological process: lipid metabolic process; positive regulation of transcription by RNA polymerase II; negative regulation of transcription by RNA polymerase II. The record is from RefSeq and is a predicted model, not a curated record. Gene Ontology annotation, molecular function: zinc ion binding; RNA polymerase II cis-regulatory region sequence-specific DNA binding; nuclear receptor activity. The transcript is spliced from 11 exons. Bases 408 to 1805 code for a protein of 465 amino acids. Lineage: Eukaryota; Metazoa; Chordata; Actinopteri; Pleuronectiformes; Pleuronectidae.